Messenger RNA from Anthostomella pinea, 1059 nucleotides. The record is from the annotation of a GenBank genome assembly. NCBI's taxonomy places the organism in Eukaryota, Fungi, Ascomycota, Sordariomycetes, Xylariales, Xylariaceae.
AUGGCGCUCAUAGUCGAUAAGCACCGUCCCCGGACUCUCGACUCUCUGACCUACCAUUCGGAGCUGUCCGAGAGACUGCGAUCUUUGGCCCAGAGCGGCGAUUUCCCUCACCUUCUAGUAUACGGACCUUCUGGUGCCGGAAAGAAGACACGAAUUGUGGCCACACUGAAGGAGCUGUACGGGCCUGGAGUCGAGAAGAUCAAGAUUGACGCGCGAGUCUUCCAGACCAGCAGCAGCCGCAAGCUGGAAUUCAACAUUGUAGCCUCCGUCUACCAUCUGGAGAUAACCCCUUCGGACGUUGGAAACUAUGAUCGUGUCGUCGUACAAGACCUCCUCAAGGAGGUUGCCCAGACCCAACAAGUCGACCAGUCCGCAAGACAAAAGUUCAAGGUCGUUGUCAUCAACGAGGCAGACCAUCUGACCCGUGAUGCCCAAGCCGCCCUGAGACGAACGAUGGAGAAAUACAGCCCGAACCUUCGAUUGAUACUCCUGGCCAACAGUACGGCAAACAUCAUCGCACCCAUUCGAAGUCGAACACUCCUCGUCCGGGUUGCGGCUCCUACAAUAAAUGAGAUCUCGAGUGUGCUGGCGGAAUCGGCCAAGCGCGAAGGAUGGCCAGUCGUCAAGGGCUUGCACAAGAGAAUCGCAGAGGAGAGCGGACGGAAUCUCCGAAGAGCCCUGCUGAUGUAUGAGGCGGUCCAUGCCCAGAAUGAGAAAGUGACGGACGAUACGCCCAUACCGCCUCCAGAUUGGGAAGCCCUAAUAUCCCAGAUUGCGAAGGAGAUCAUGGAGGAACACACGCCCGCCCGGAUCCUCCAAGUUCGAUCGAAGCUCUACGACCUCCUGACCCAUUGCAUACCUCCGUCAACGAUCCUCAAAACCCUGACCUUCAAGCUCAUCCCCCUUAUCGACGACGACCUGAAGUGGGAGGUGAUCAAGUGGUCGGCGUUCUACGAGCACAGAAUAAGAAUGGGCAGCAAGGUUAUCUUCCAUCUGGAAGCCUUCGUGGCCAAGUUCAUGAGAAUAUUCGAGCAGUACCUGAUGACCAUGGACAUGUAA